Amoebophrya sp. A25 is the source of this 4111-nucleotide messenger RNA. NCBI's taxonomy places the organism in Eukaryota, Dinophyceae, Syndiniales, Amoebophryaceae. The record is from the annotation of a GenBank genome assembly.
GUGUCCGACAAGUGUAGUCUUCAUAAUCGAAUGCCAUGCUGUUUUUUCUUUCAUACCAAUCAGGGCACCGUAUCUAAAGAUUCUUGGUGUGUUGACUUCAUUCUUAUACGAGGACCUGGCAACAGCUUUCUGUUUCUGUGACCUGUGUUUGAAUUUUCCAUAUCCAUACGAGUUGUUCGCGUUUGACCAUGUUAACUUGGCGUAACCUCCAGUCCACGUCCACGAUCAAUGAAAUGACGCAACUUCCUUGUGCUGCACCUAGUACGUCUUCCAGCAAAAGCAUGAGUUAUUCUUCUGCUUCCUCUGCUUCUCUGAUCACCCAAAUUUUGGGUGAGAAAGCGUCACGUGCGAUCGCGGAAACCAAGGUCUUCCUCAUUGGUGCAGGCGGCAUUGGGUGUGAGGUGCUGAAGAAUCUGGUUCUAGCGGGUUUUUUGCACAUAGAUGUUAUCGAUUUGGACACCAUCGACGUGACGAAUCUCAACCGACAAUUCUUGUUUCGGAAAGAUUAAGGCCAUGGCGUUUAUUCAGUGUCCUCCAACGUGGUCAGUACUCAUUAUAGGUUUAGGUCUAUAACUCUAAGGGUACAAGAAGCAGCUACUGGAACAAUAGAUGUUGAAACGAAUCAACAUCGCGAUGUUGAUUAUUACGCAAGAAACGGAUUCAUAAAGAGCAAAAGAAAGUUUGAAACGGAUUCGUAAAGUAGAGCAAAAGUUUCAUCUAGUUCUAAGAUUAGCAUGUGGAUAAAAGCAAGGCUGAGGUAGCGGUAGAGCGCGUUAGGCGAUUCUUCUUUAAAAGGGGAGCCGGCGCAGAAGAAAAGUUGAAGAUUACGCCUCAUUGCGGAGAUGUUAAGAGCCUGUCGGCAGAGUUUUUCGAACAAUUUGACGUUGUCAUAAAUGCACUUGACAACAUCAACGCAAGACAUCAUGUGAAUCGCUUGUGCGUAGGGCUCAGUAAGCCCUUACUGGAGGCGGGAACUACAGGGUAUUUUUCACUUUUGCUGGAAAGAACUUCUACCUAGAGUUAGAGUUUCAUUGAAGAACCUGAAGAUCAUCGUGAACAUCUGCUACUAUGAGGAUCAUGAGUUUCAGUAGGAACUUUGCACCUGCUCCUGUACUGAAAGUACUACAAAAUGAUUCCGCUUUGCAAUUAGUAGUGACUGGCAGUAGAAGUACCACGAUCAUGAAUAAGAAAUUCAACCCCUCCCAGGUACGAAGGUCAGACGACAGUUCAUGUUCCUGGCGUCACUGAGUGCUACGAAUGUUUGGCGCGACCGAAGCCUGUGAAAUACCCCGUGUGUACGAUUCGUAAGACACCAGACAAGCCCAUUCACUGCAUAACCUGGGCAAAAAGCUUGUUCGAUGCUCUUUACGGACCUGAGGAUGCUGGGAAUGUUUUAGCUGAUUUUCGUGCGGAGCUGUCGGUUGUGGUAGGUUCGGGGGCUGCUAGUAGUAGUAAAAUAAACAGUAAUCCUGUAGUUGAUGUGUCUGGUGCUGUUGGUGGAGGUAGCAGUAAUGUAGCUGCAGGUGGUACUAGUACUAGUAAGGAUAGUUCGUGUACUAAGUCAACAUCUUCAACUACGCUUUCUGGUGCGUUAGAUCUUUGCGACAGGUUGUUCCGAGAUGACAUCCAGGGACUGUAUGACUCAGGGGAGAUCGAAAAGACCUGGGAUGCAGCAAGGCCACGUCCCCGAAGACUACGGAGAAGCAUAGACUUAUUGCGGGAAUUCGACAAAGGUCUUUACUCUCAAGAAGCGCGAAAAAAGGGACUUGUUGAUGUUUCAGAUGGUCCUGUUGGAGAAAGAAAAGACACUGAUCAUGAAGAAGAAACUCAAACAACCACUUGUUUUGAUGAGAUCGAAGCAAAACAAGAACGAUCAAAACCCCAUCAGCAUUCAGAGGGUGAUCUAGCGUGGAUGACGCAGGUCAUGGAACGAGCGGGUCAAGUCGACUCGUGGACCGAGGAUACUCAAGUCGUGUGGACAGCAGGAAAGAGCGUCUAUAAACUCGCAUCUGCGAUUCAAAGAAUACGACAGAGGCAGAUGGUAACGCUUUUGCGAUAAUCUAGUAGGUACCUUAAGUCGUGUGACUCUGACUUUCACACACAUUUUUCGCUGGUGUAGAACAACAAGUACAUACAACUCUUGUAAUAAAAAGAUACAACAUCCAACAUGGAUCGUAUUGAUAUCGGUACUAUAAUUUUCGAUACAUCUUCCCCUUCCUGAUCCAACUAGAACUGAGUACCCAAAAAUCAAAUCUUCAGGACGCAUUCGAAAAAUCGGGAGCGCCACUUGAAGUAGUUUUUCGCAAAGAAGAUGAUGCAGCUGUAGACUUCGUGAGUGCGGUCUCGAACUUGCGGAGUCUGAAUUAUUCGAUUCCGCCUCAGACAAAAUGGAAAGUAACCUCUAUGGCAGGAAACAUAGUCCCAGCAAUCGCCACUACUAACAGCAUCGUUGCUGGCCUGCAAGUGCAGAAUUUAGUCCACCUGGUGCUUGCGACGAAGGUGAAUGGUAGUUGUGCUUCAGCAGGUUCUAGUGGUACUGGAGGAAGUGCCGCAACAAGAGGUUCUAGCACAAAAGAUAGCUGUACCAAAGCAACAACAACUACUGCUAACCAGAGGAUCCUAGAAGCCUGUCGUGACUGCUUCUGUAUGUAUCCGAGCACAUUGGCGAGUAGGAAGAAGGGCGACAUGAUCGUCAAGUCAGGUCGCGCACAGCCACCGAAAAAAGACUGCCUAGUCUGCGCGGGCAAUACGCAAGUAACGUUGUACGUAUCGAAAAAAAAGCAUGAAGAAGCGUCAUUAAAAGACUUUCUAGUCGACACAGUCUUACGCGGACACUUUCACUGCCAUGAACCCGCCGUCAACGUGAGCCAGCCAGCACUCUUGGACUUAUGUUUUUGGUGAUUUAGACGUCCUAUAAUCCUAUCUUUCUUCAUGUGUUGAAAAUGCGAAAUCCUAUCUAUCAAAAAAUUGGCUCAACAACAUCAACAAGAACAAAUUCAAUCCGACCUACGUUGUAAAAAGUUGUAACUCUAAAAAUGUUCCUUGUUGUAAAUAAAAGUAACGUUGCUCCUUGUCAGUCUUUCUCUUUCAUCUUCUAAUCCAUAUUUACGACCCUGAGUUUCCAGUUGCGAGUGAGGAAGCAGCAGCUGAGGGCUUCUUUCCCGACAGGAGUCUUGCCGCAUGCGGGGCGAAACAUGGGUCAAUUUAAGGCUCCUUGUUGUUACCCUGAUAAAUCCAUCUUUCCUCCUCUUGUUUGUUUACAGAACAUCUUCCAAUCCAAAUUCAUCCUUGGAGAUGGCUCUUGUUAUUUUCAAGGAGGAAAAGAAAGGCCGCUUCUUCUAGUAACACCAUCUCUUGAGGGAUGGAACUAGCAAUUUUUCAGGAUUAUGCAGGUGACCAAGAUGGAUACUCAUUGAUUCUACUAGUUCUAGUACUUUAGGAUGGUUCUUUCUACCAAGGUGAUGGUUCUUUCGACGUCAAUGCAUUGAUUCGUCUCUGCAGGAUUAUGGUGGUCAAGAUGGAUAAGUACUUACUUACAUUGAUGAGAAGAAGUGGCUCUCGCUCUUCUUCCUCUUCUAAUCACUCUUGUCGAUAUGCGACGCGAGUCAGGUGUCGGUGCAAUUUGAUGCUCUGCUGAAAGUGAUCGACAAGUGGAACGAGGAGAACUUUCCAGACUUUUUUGCGGUGAAUGAAAAACGAGAGGACGUCGAACUGGUGGAGCUUUCUCCAGAAGAUGUAGAUGAGGAGGCUGCAGAUCUAGAAGAUGAGGAGGCUGUAAAUGUAGAAGUGGCGGACUUGUCUCCAGCGAAGAAGAAAAUGCGGAAAGAAUGACGAGACAUGAAAGACGAGGGCUUGUUUCCCCAUGAUCCUAAUUUUGGCAGCAUACAACUGAUGAAUCGACCCCACCAAUCUCUUACAUAGGGCCCUUUUUGCGUUCAUCAAACUACAUGAUGUGUUAUUCUUGCGCGCUCCUUUAAAGACGGAACAUCUCGAUGAAGUCGAACUUGAUAGUGUCGCAUGAUCAUGGUUCCUAACGCGAAAAAGUCAGUGGAGAAGUAAACGACACGCCCGACAUGCUACAAGAACUACAGCAUGAUGUAGAAGAAGCGAG